Molecule: messenger RNA, 12744 nt
Organism: Xyrichtys novacula (pearly razorfish)
Lineage: Eukaryota; Metazoa; Chordata; Actinopteri; Labriformes; Labridae
Source: the annotation of a GenBank genome assembly
AUUUUAAUUUUACAUAUAACGUUUCCGUUUUCCUACGCAACGACAUAUUUCCGGGGACUUUUUUCUGACUUUUGAAACAACAGAACGAAUUAACUUUAUACUUUGACAGAAUUUCAGGGUUUUGAAUUUGUUUUGACUUUAUACUUUUAUUGAAAAUAUCUUCUCUGCUUUAACCUCGUUGUCGACUCUCUUCUUAAACUUGUUAUUCAUGAGAACGUCUACAUAUGAUUUAGUUGUUGACUUUUCUUUAAAUUUAUUAACUAAAAAGACCGCAGGGUAGUUUUUGGUAAAUGUUACAUUCUUAAAGGGAAUAUCUCCGAGGACACGGUAACUAGGCAGCGUUUGACAGGAGGUUGCCCUUUGCUAACGUAGCUAGCAAGCUCGAGCUAAACAACGGACACACGGACUCAGCACCGACUGUACACGAUGUGAAAUUGUGGGUGAGUCGAAGAUAACGACUGUCUGUUUCGUUUUUCCUCUCAAGUCCAAUGUGUAAACAGGAUGUGAAAACGGAGACAUUGACCCUUCACUCCCUUUAAGCCGUCAUAACUCAGCUGUUAGCACAGACUCGAACUUACCUCAACAGCAGUCUGUUUGUGCAUUUCUACAGACACCACUGACGCUACAGACCAGAGUUUGCUUUAGCGUGUUUUGGUUGAGAUAGGGAGGUGCAUUACUAGGUAGGUAGGUGACUUUGCUAAUAUGAUGUGUGACUCUUUACAUUUACAAUAACGUUAAACUUUACUGAGCAGCAGGUAAAGGGACAGCUGGCCUUAAACCUCCAGAUCUGGGAUUACAGCUUGUUAUCUGUCCACCACGCUGCUCUCAUACACGCCCACAACGAUUCAACAAAGAGGUACAGGGGACUGAGCUUGUUGUAUGACAUCUGAUUAUCUGAUUUUUGCUUCUCUCCAUGCAGCUGUGCGGUUACAGGGUCCGUGUUGUUGUGACCUUCCACGCCCCCCUCCCCUCAGGUCAGAGCUGAGGGUUGGGGUCAGGUCCUGGACUAAUGUCACGCAGUCCUGGUGAAGAGGGGGGUCUAUCUGAGGCUGCCCCAAACGUCAGAAACCAAGACCUGUUUGACAAUCCUUCACAGAGCUCAGCCACAGGGGGAGAAACUGUGGAACAGGUUAGGGGCAUGUGUGAUUUUGUUGUUACUGGUCUGACUGUGUUGGUUUUUAAGUAGCACUACCCUUUAUGAUCACCAGAUUGCAGAUAGGACUGAAUGAAACUAGAGUCGGUUUGCUGUAAAGUUAAAGUAGGUGGUAACACAAAUUGGUAUGAAGCAAUUUUUAACCAAACAUUAUCAAUCAGUCAAUUAAUCAAGUCUUUAUUUAUAUAGCACUUUUCAUACAUAACGUGUAACACAAAGUGCUUUACACAGAAAAAGGAAUAAAAGAAACAAAGAAUAAUCAAAUCUACCCCAGCCCAACCCCUCAUUCCCACCCCACGCUCUUAAUGCAACAAAAACAGUAUUGAAAUGCAUGAACUUAAAAAAGGCUUGAUUUCAUGGAAAGAAGAAUAUGCGCACUGAGAAAACGUCAUUAUAAAACUCAAGAUAAGGAAACAUUGGAGGUUUAUGUUAAAAUCUAAAAACAAAGAAACAAAGAGUGAAAUUUAAGAAAUAGUAAAUAAAAUGAAAUAAAAACAACAGUAAAAGAUACUAAAAUAAGAGCAGCAAAAUAGCUCAAUAAAGGACGAUCCUGUCAUUAAAACUAGAAUAGAUAAAUGCUAAAACACUUAAACAGAGUUAUGAUAUAAAAUUUAGUUGAAAACAAGACUAUAAAGGUACGUUUUUAGUUUGCUUUUAAAAUCACUAAGAUUAUUAUUAUACCCUCUACUGCUUCAAAAAUCUCUUAAAAACAUUAUCUGCAUUUUUUGUUGUUGUUAUUUAUAAUAACUCUUAAAUGUGGUACUAUGGUUAUGGGUUUUCUAUGUUAAAAUUGAUCUUUCAGCUUAUUAUAGAUUCAAAUUGAGCUUGUGUACUGUAUGUUUUGUUUUUGGUAUUGGUGUCAACUGUUAAAUUCAUCUUUUAUUUACUUUGGAUAUUUUGUGUGGUUUUAUUGUUAGUGUUGAAUUUAACUUGAAGAUUGUGUUGUCAAACUCAGAUUAAGAACAGCUUCUGCUAUGCUUUAAAACAAACAACAAUAGACUUAAAUACAACACUGUACAUUUCCACACAUAUUGGCAUUUAAGAAAUUCAAAAUGUCCAUGUGACCUCUGAGUUAUCAUUUUUAGUGUUCAGUCCCCAUAAAGGGACAUAAAGUCCUUGAUAUUUCUCAUCGGUCAGCGUUUGAUUGAAAUAGAGUUUCAACAUGUCAUCUUCAAUGAAGUUUAUUUUCAGUCUUUGACCAGGCUGAUCUGUGAUUAGGAAAACUCUAAAGGUUUUAAGCAACUGGAUAAAGUUGGACUGAAGUAAACUGAUCCUGUAUAACAAAUCAUGACUCAUUGCACAGUUUCAAGGCUGUGUCAGUAUUAAGAAACGACAUCACAUUAGUUCUAUUGUAGCUGAAAUUCUAGGUUCACUUUCAACAUAUUACUUUAAAAACUCAGUCGAAGACCAUAUUAAUCUAUUUGCUAUCUGGUAAAUCUCAUGAACUGUAAAAUAAGCUCUAAGUUUGUACUCUCGUACCCUCAGGCAUUCAGAGAUAGCUGCUGCAUUCUUCUACAACACUGAAUGACAGGGGGCAUAGUUGACAGUGUGGGCUUUGGGAGAGGGCAUAAUGAAAGUCACAUACUGUCCCUCUUCAGGGUAUACACAUAUGUCUUCAAUUUAUGACACUGCAAGAGUCAUGAAGAGACAAUAAAACCAGCAUGUUCUUGGCAGCUAGAGUCGCUGUGUGCCCACCUGUCAGCUGUAAAGUAAAGCAUGCAUGGACCUGAAUGUAAUAUUGUGAAUCAUUUCCUAAAGAUUUGUUAAAUUUUGGGUGACAUGACUUUCAUCCUGAUAAAGGAUCAGACGUAAUGGAAAAAUGUAUAUCAACUGAAUGCGCAUUGUACUGCAAAUGACAUGGCAACUGGAUAUGAUGUUGGUGUGAUCAUGAAUGUAAAAUGGUUGUUUACAAGCUGAAUGUAAGUGAACCAUUGAAAGACAAGCUGAACGUUCAGUCGAGACAGACAAGAGACAGCUUGUGGAGGACAAAAGAAUACAACAGGGCUUUGUGUCUCUGGCCACAAGGAGGCCUGAUUCUUUCCAGUCACAGUCACAGUCACCUCUCCUUUGUCAGGUACUUCGUAAAACCCAUUAUGCAGGCACAGACUUAGCUCAGACUUCUAUAUUUACUUUCUUUUUUAAAAUGUUUGGUUCAACAGCAGAUUAGUCUCGGAAAACAGUUGUGCAAGUGUGGCGAGCAGGACUUUGAGUUUAUCUUAUCUGAGCAGUGCUGACAUGAAGAAGAAAUAUUGAUCAUAUUGCUGUCAUCAUACUAUUUACCAGGUGUCUCCGGUUGUGGAUGAGACCUCUCCUUGCUCCACUUCCUCUUUUGAGAUGCUGGACAUGGAUCCGGUCCCCGCUCCUUACCAAGAAGUGCAGCCACACUGGUUCUUCUGUCGACGGGCUGAGGAUAGCACCUCCUGGCUCCCUUUUAGCAAAGAGGACUCUGACAAAUUAGAGGAUGCUUUCAACACGGGUAAGUAUACCGCAUGUUUCUAAGAGCCUAAGUCAUGUUCGCACUUUGGAAGCAUCAUUAUGAUUGAAAGUAGGAAUCUGUUAUGUAGGAAUGACAUUUUGUGUUUAAGCAGAUGGGUAUGUGCUGCUCUCUUACUUGUAAAUACCAAAUUUCCACUUCCUAUUGAAGAUAACAUACACCCUAAACCAGGAUGUUUACAUGAAAUGAUAACUGCUAGGCAACAACAUGGUUCUCAGGGUCAGUUAUGAAACUUGAAACUGAAGUAUUUGACUCCUAAUUUAUAUCUCCAUAACAAAUGUGUGACUUAUCAAGGAGCCUGUCCACUUGCUAGCCUAUUGCCUAACCUUAAAUUAAUGCUAUUAUUUUAAGCCAGACAAAGAUUCUCUGUGUGUGUCCAAGGUUUCAGGUUCAUUUAUUAAUACCUAGAGCUAGGUUUGGUUUACAAUGAGUGAGUCAGCUUCAUUUGCACAUGAACAAACUAACAAUAUUGAAUGAAAACAUGACAAACAAAAGUAAUAAUAGGGUAACUUGUGGUAAAAACAAGAUAAAGUAAGCUAAUUUUAGAGGUAGAGUACUGUAAAAACAGAGAAGACAUAAAGAUGUUGUCAAUCAAUAAAAGCAUGGUAAAUAAAAGCAAGUUAAAAACAUUCCAACAGUAAAAACAAGAUAAAACGAUCCAUAAAUAAUCAAUAGAUAGUACAGAAAUAGUUUCUACAGCAUCAGUGUGGUAUCACUGCGGCUUAUUGAUCUCAUGAAUGGCUGCUUGGACAAACUUGUCUUUAUAUCACUUGGUUUUACAGGAAGGUUCUUUAAACCAGAGGGGAGAAGCUGAAACUCACUGUUUUAAUGGGUGGGAGUCAUUGUGUAAGAUGCAGCCAAUCUACUCCUCCGUUACUGACAGAUGUACAGGGAUUCUGGGUUAAGCUGUGACUCUCCAAAUAGCCUGCUGGACCAUUUCCCAAUCUCAUUCAGAUAGUUCCUGUUUUUUAAAGACGAGUUCCCAAAUCAAGACACCAAGCAAAAUGAUAAUACAGAUUCGAUAAAAGUACAAUUAACAAAGUCGUCAAGUUUUUAUCAGUGUGAAAGGAAGACAGUUACCACAGGCGUUACAAUCACCAGUUUCUUUUUUCACACAAAGCCUCGAUUAUUGUUGUGAGAUUCGUAUAUGUGUUCUGAGAUCUUUAUAUGUGUGUUUGUACAUUAGGGAAAAAGGAAGAGGAGGUGGUGGUAGCUGUGGAAGGAGAGCGCUAUGAUGUACAUGUCAAGGAGAGGAGGCGGCAUGCUGUGUAUUGGGAGCAGGCUCCCACUGAAGUUCGGCGCUGCACUUGGUUCUAUAAAGGAGACAAAGACACCAGGUUCUUACCAUAUCCUGAGGACUUCAGCCAACGUCUGGAGGUAGGCCAAGACUAAAGCCUUACCGUCAUACUGCUUAUAAAUACAUCCUAUCAUUUCACCCUCGUCCUUGUAUUUAAUAUUUUUCUGUUACUCUCUCCUUAUCUGUCGGUCUUUGGUACCUUUCCCAUUAAUGCCACAACUUUUUAGGAUGCCUACAUGAUUGCAGUGACCUUAGACGAAUGGAAGAGAAAACUGGAAUUUCCCACUGGAGAGACCGUCAUCCUUCACAAUCCCAAAGUAAAGCCUCUUCUUAAGAAAUCAUUAUGCAAAUGGAAACAUAUAUACACAACAGAGCCACAGAGUGGUGGUGUAUGUCCUUUUAACAAGCUUCUUUUCUGUCAUUCCUCGGUUCCUGUCGUAGCUGAUAAUGCAGUAUCAGCCGAUAGGAUUGCAGGAUGAGUGGGUGUCCUCCCCCUCGGAGCAGACCCGGCCACGAACAGUAAAGAGGGGGGUGGAAAGCAUCUCUGUAGAGAUUCCUGAUGGUAUGUUCCUUUACUGAAAGUAAUAUUUACAUUUACAGGUACAGAUGAAAUGUUUGGGCUCAUAUACCUGCAUGUGUUCCCAGGUGAACCAGAUCAGGUGGACCACCUGGUCUUCAUGGUCCAUGGCAUUGGCCCUGCAUGUGACUUGCGCUUCAGAUCCAUCAUACAGUGUGGUAAGUGAGAGUUUUCAUGUAUAGUUACUACGUAAAAUGUUCAUAAACAAUAUAUUUUCUUUUUGCCUCUCUAGUAAAUGACUUCAGGAGCGCCUCCCUGUCCCUCCUGGCCUCUCAUUAUAAGCGUGCUCAGCAAGAUGGCGUUGUAGGGAGAGUGGAAUUCUUACCAGUCAACUGGCACAGUGCUCUACAUGGGGAUGCCACGGGUGUGGACGAGUGAGUAGGAACAACAGAUUGAGUCCAAAAUAGAGUUCCCUUGCUGUGCUUUGUUACAAACACUGUCCUCCCUGCAUUUGUUUCUCCCUUUUUUUAUCACUAUCAGGGACAUCCAGAGGAUUACUCUACCAAGCAUCAGCAGGCUGAGACAUUUCACCAACGACACUCUGCUGGACCUCUUUUUCUAUAACAGCCCCACUUACUGCCAGACCAUAGUGGACACAGUGGCCUCAGAGAUCAAUAAGCUUCACACCCUCUUCAAACAGAGACACCCAGAGUUCAGUGGGGCAGUUUCUGUUGUGGGCCACAGCCUGGGUAGGAUAUGCACAGACAGAAGAGCAUGAAAGUAAAACAAAGUCAUUGAAAGGCUAAAUUUUAAUGCUUUUGUUCUCUAGGUUCCUUGAUCCUGUUUGAUCUGCUGACCAAUCAGAGAACUGAAUCAGAAAUCAACAAGGGGGUAUGGUGGUUUCUUAUUAGAAGACAAUAUAUACUUUUCUGUACAGGUAAAAGAGGGAGGACAUCCCCCUAAAUGUAAAUAUAUUAAGGCCAAUUCUCUCUCUGUCCUUCCAUGUGCUUCAGAUGUCCUCUGAUGAGCCCUUCCAUCCUAACUGUGUCACACUGGAACAGAUUCUCACCAGACUGAACCUCCAGCAGUACCUCAAUACACUACAGGCGGAAAACUUAGACCUGGAUUCCCUGGUAGCAUAAGCGCACACACACACUCUCUCUCACACACACGCACAAAUUAAAUGCCAGUCAAGUAAAAUAUGAAGUUAAAAUAAUUGAUUUUCCUCCUGCAGGCCCUUUGCCAAGACAGUGAUCUCAAAGAUUUAGGGAUUCCUCUUGGACCCCGCAAGAAGAUCCUGAACUAUGUCAAGAGGAAAUGGCUUCCAGAGGUCAGACAUAACACCUGAAACCUCUUUAAUUUGCUGUUUGAUCAAUCUACAAUUAGUAGGGCUGUUUUGUUCUUAGCAUUGACAUACCUGAUUUAAUCACUGAUAUAAAAUGUAUUUCUAAUGCUGGCAGUAAGUUUUCAUGAGUGUUCUUAAGUUUAAAAAUGGGAUGGAGCUAUUUCAAGAAAGUGCAACACAGGCUGAUUUAAUUUGUGAUCAGUUUUCUUGUGCUUAGGAUCCCUUUAAAUGUUUUGAAACAUAAGUAUUUACAGAGUUUCAGAAGUAAUUCACUUAUGUUUUAAUUCCCCUGAUCUCAACAGGAUUGCAGGACAGGGGCAGUUCGUUUGGCACCUGGGCUGCAAAAUCCACCUCCAGGGCCCAGUGGUCCUGAUGGUGACCAGCCUUCAGGAGUGACAGCGCAGCAGUCCCAGUUCCACAGGGCACAGUCCAUCACCAGUGCAGUAGACUACGAAUACUUUGACAUGGGCAUUGGACAGGUACUGUGCUUGGACACGCAUAAAAACUCUAGCUUGAGAAUUCGUGUAGCUAAAAGCUUUGAUGCAUCACCUUCCUGCUUCUCUCCCCCCUCGCUUGCCUGGACAGACCAAUGGAGGCAUAGCCAAGGGACAGGUGUGUCUCAUAUGGUGUCCCCAUACUCUCUGGCUUUGUCCUUAUCUCAACAUACCAGAAGUUUUUCUUAAGAACAGUCCAGGCUGGUCAGGCACCACCUAAAGGGGACUCCUUUUAAGGCGAUUAUUUUAAUGCACAUUCCUACAUAAGUACCAUGGUAGAGACUUCCAUCGUAUCCCAUCAAAUCGCACAACCCAGCACCACACUCCUCUGUGCUCAUUCAAUCCUGCAUGAGUGGUCAGCUCCCUCCUGCUGUCAUACUCCCUGGCUGUUGCCUCAUUUCUUAAAAUGUAGUUUUUCAUGUUUCUUAUUCACCGGAGAAGUCUGAUUAUCUUUGACGCCCUCAAAAAUACGGAGUGUAAAGGCAUGACUAUUUUUCAAUUGAGUGUUCUGUUCCUGCCCUUUUUCUCCACAGGUUUCCAUAGAUUACCCACAGCUGGCUUUCCAACCUCAGACAUUUUUUGCUUUUGGUUCUCCUAUUGGGAUGUUCCUGACAGUCCGGGGGUUGAAACACAUCGAUCCCAACUACACCUUCCCCACCUGCAAAAGCUUUUACAACAUCUACCACCCAGUGAGUGCUCACAUAUUAACCACAUCUGACAUGCCGGCUCACAUCUGGCAAUCAUCCUAAAAAGGGGGUAGCAGAGACUUUCCUUUGCUACAGUCAGAAUUUUCUGACUGUAGUCUGUAAAUUUGAGGCAAUAAAAGGUCAGACAUGAAUGUUUUAAUAUAAGUCAAUACAGCAAGAUUUCUGGCGAUCAAUAAACAUAUAUACAUUAAAAAAAACAUAGUCAUAAAUGUUGAAACAGGUUCCCUACAAUAAUCUUGACUCCUUCAUUGAAUGAAUAGUACGACCCUGUGGCCUAUCGGAUAGAGCCCAUGAUUGUGAGAGAUGUGGACCUGGAGCCCAUGCUGAUCCCUCACCAUAAAGGUCGCAAGAGGAUGCAUCUGGGUACGGCUUGAUGUAUUAUUGUUCAACUUUAACUGUGCGUUUGCUUUUCUUUGAUUGGCUUAAUGACCUCUUCUUUCUCUGUUUGCUGAAUAGAACUCAAAGAUAGCUUGACCCGUAUGAGCAUGGAUUUGAAAAACAAUGUUUUGGGGUCGCUUCGGACGGCAUGGCAGUCCUUCGCCAGAUUACCAGUUGCUGCGCUGCCCCCAGUAGAAGAAGGAGAAACUUCAAUGGAGAGAGAUCUUCAAGAAACACGCGGUAGAAAAAGCACUUUGGUUUACCUUUGUGUAUUUGUACUUUGUGUGAAAGUGCAGAAGGGUGUGUAUAACCCAGUGUGUUCAUACUCCUCUCUUUCUUCUCUGCAUGCUGCCACUCUUCCCUUCUUCUUCUUCUCUUUAUGUUUUUUGCUCCUGCCUCCUCAAACCCUUACCCUUUUACCUUAAACCUCAGCCUCAGCAGCACUCGCCGCUUCUGCUAAAACGGAAGAGAAAAGUGCUGAUUUUUGGACUAAAAUACUGGAGUGGCCCAGGGCCCUUCAUAAGCAUUACUUUCAAGGUAAGCCAGGAUAGCCACUCGUUCAGAGUAAGUGAGAAAAAGACAGUGAAUUAAUUUCUUUCUCAUCUCACUAGAUCAGAAGCCCUGCGUUUGGGUUUUCUCUGUGAACUUGCCUAUCAGUAAAAGCCUAUCGGAAGUUAUUUAAUUCAACCUGUUCAUGUAACUUGGAAGAUCCAAAUUUGAGAAAGAAUUAUGGUUAGAGGCAAAAUUUGAUCCAUUCUCCUUUUCUAAUAAAAAAAAAUGGAACUCUAUUUCUGUGGCUUACUUUGGCAAGUUUGUGUCCUCACAAAGAGUAAGUGUUAUAUAAUGUCUUACAUUAUGGCUGCAGGCUUUCACUACUCCUCUGCUCCUCCUCCCCCCCCCACCUGCACUAACCCCUCUGUACAUCUGCACUUCAACUAAACAUUCAAUGAACUGACACUUCCCUCAGGCCCUGCCCACCCCUUGCUGUCUGUCAGUUGUGAUUGGCUGAUUUUGUUAACCACUUCACUGACUGUCAAGCUUAGAAAAACAAGAGUAACUGCUGUUAUGACACUCUCCCAGGUGCUUAACAAACAAGCAUAGUAGUGACUGCAUUUGUUUUCUUUUAAUCAGGAUUAGUUUUUUGGACCUCAACCAGCAUGUUGUGUCAUUUAUCAGUAGCAGAUCACUUACAGUAGCUGCAUGCAAGUACAUGUCCUGCCCUGUCCUGUCUGCAGCUUAUCUGUUAAUUAGAUGGAUCAAAAGAAAUAAAGCUGCUUUGAGGACAGACUGUACGUUUCAAUUAUAAAAAACAUUUCUGUCUUCACUCUCACUACCAGUUUAAGAUGAGUCAUAACUUUUUAAUAACAUCCCUGAAAACCCAGAUUUGUUGUAUCAAGCAUAGAGGUGCAAGAUCCAACAUAUGUAGUAGAUUAUUUACAAGAUAUUUGCUUUAUCACACGGAAUAUAAAUCAGCAUGAGGGUGGAUUUGUUGGGAUAGUUCUUGGAAGUGUAUGAGCCUAGAACUUCCUGUGAACAAAAUCAUGAUAAAUCAGCAGUUUGACUUGAAAUCACAACCAACAUUACAGCCACUUACAUUCAAUUGUUUUUUUUCUCACUAUACAAGACAAUAACAAAGCAUUAAUCCCUGUGGAAAAAGUCUGUAAACUUAAUGAUUGGUUACACACUUGUCUGUUCUCUCCACAGUAACGACUGUGUUUUUUCCCUGUGUGUUAAUUCUGUUUUUAAUUUACCAAAACAGUUUGUUAUGUUUACGACUGUUAUUGUUAUUUUUGUCAUCGUUUACCUGCCUGUACAUCUUCAUCUUUCUUUACUUACAUUCUAGCACCAGUGUGUGAGGAGGCAGAGUCCUCGUUGUCGGCAGAGCAGGCAGAGCAGCCUGAGAUCAAAGUGGGGAUGUUGAAUGGGGGACGAAGGAUCGACUUUGUACUUCAGGAAAAACCCAUUGAGAGUUUCAAUGAGUACCUGUUUGCCAUCCAGUCUCAUCUGUGUUAUUGGUGAGUCAUGCAUAUCUGUAGAGGGGUUGUCCUACAGCACUUAAGUACUUUUGUGUUUUAUGUGACUGAUACCCUGUCUCUUUAAAUUACUUUGCGCAUUUGUUUUGCCUCUCCAGUUUUCCUCCAAUUAAUUAGGUUGUUAUAUUUUGUUUUUCCACAAGGGAAUCUGAGGAUACAGCUCUCUUACUGCUGAAGGAAAUCUACGACAAACACGGUGUGGUCUUUGAACAGCAACAACAGUAAUGAAAUGCUUUGACUGUGGACUCGGUUUAAAACAUGACAGUGACCUGAAAGUCGUCAAAUAAAGGAGAACUGACAGCCCGAGGCUGCACAGUCCUCUUCCAGAAUGCCUUAUCAUACGGGUGUUACUGUUGCUGACUGUCCCGCCCUCCACUCACCUCACAAUUGAAACUGUUUGGCUGCAGUCAGGUGAUCUUGGUUCAAAUAUGUCAGUCAACCAGAAAGUUUUGCGAUGAAAGUGGCUUCUUGGUUCUGCUCAAACAUUGCGUCAGAUUUACCCAAACCUCACUGUUAUACUUCUUUUGGCACUUUUUUUUUUUUCAGUCAUCUUUAUUUUACUUUGCACUUUUUGCACAAACUCUUGCUGAAAAUUAUGCAUAUAGCUGCCGAUCAGUUAUGUUAGAUUAUCAUAAUCAGGAGGAAAGAAACACUGUAAUUGUUUAAAAAGGUAUAAUGUCGGAUAAAGUAUAAUAUUAUCAUAUCAGGUUACAUCAUGUUAAUGGAAAUAUAACUCAGCCAGCAUUUUACAAAAAGAAUAUAUUUAAAAGUACUAGAAUAAAACUUCAUUAGUAUCUUAUAUUGUAUCGAACUUAGUAUAAAUAAAUCUAAAAAUAUGUAUUUAGCAGGACAUGCUCAUGAAACCUGGUAAACUUUGAACCAAAUGAGUUCCUCUGCAGCCUAAAAAUAGAUUUACCUCAAACAACAAAGUCAGAUGGUUUAUUAGUUUUACCGUGAAAUGUUUACUCUCUCAUCAGGGAAAUGAAGGAUGAUGUUCUGUGUUAUGAGUCCUCCUGGCAGCUAUGUGACAUUACUGACAACGUUUAGGCCACUUUAAAGCCAACAUGUCUACUCCUACAUUUGUGCAAUGCAUCAUAGAUGUCAUUGUCACCCCAUUUUUUUCAUUCAACAGGUGUAGUAUUUUCCUGUACUGACAUAAUCAUUCGAAGACAAGUUUAUAUGAUACAUGCUGCAAGCUAUUCUAAUGAAGGGUUUUGACACAAAUGAAGUAAAGAAAUUUCAUUACUCAUAAUGACAAGCUGGUUGUGUGCAUGUGUGUAUUGCCGUAUGUUUGCCAGUACAGUAUGUACUCAAUGCAGAGUGCUAUACAGAACGAUAAGUUCAACUUCCUCUCCCUGAGGUCCAUGCCACUCCCUUAUACCAUCUUAUUCUCCCUGCUUUUUUUUUCUAAGUUUUGUCAAAAUGAAUCCUACAGCAACUCCAAACAGCAUUUUCUUCUUUAUCUUCAGAGAUGGUUUAUUCCAGAAAUGGCUUAUCCUAUCAUGGAUAGAUUCCCAUAAAACAGCUCUACUUUUACACAAUGAAAGGGCCAAAUAGUUCAUGUUUUUUCUUUUGUCCUUUUGCAGGACGUGGUGACUGUUUUUUUUUUUUUUUCUGUAUUGCAUGCCAUUCUUUGCAAAGCUCCUCAACACUUUCUGUCUCAGAUCCCAUUCAUGGCCAAAAAUGUCCAGUUUUUAUUGAACUAGUGUGUGGAGAGUUGAGGCAUUGAAAUCAUAUGAAUUUAGUAUUGAGCACAUGGCCAAUGGAUUAGUAGGACUUUAUGUUUCAAAGCAAAUCUGUCUAUUUGUAUAGAAAAUAUAAAAAAUAUCAAAAUAAUCUUCUAACUCCUAACCGUAAUUAAUCUUCAGUUUUGUAUCAACAACCAGACUAUGUGGUUGAGAGACUUUAUGCUAGAGUGGUUUCAUUUUAGAUAUGAUCAAUAUGUUAUGCACUGUCUGGGCACCUCAGCCAUCACUACAGCUUUAAAUGACCAAUUUCUGAAUGAUCUGCCUCUCAACCCUCUGGGUAAAACAUUCAUGCAAGUUUUUUCUCCAUCAAGAAAUGCACUGAAUACUUAGUUGUCAUAAUAGUGAUUCCUUUAACCUCACCACUAUCACGUGUUAUGACAAUUUUUUUUAUGUGUCCAAACAGCAACACGUGACUCUAUGAUCCCUGACUCCACUUCCUCAGCAUAAUAUAAACACACUUUCGCACACGAUAAUAAAACGUUACCAAAUACACAAUUGUUAUCCUCUCUCAUUGAAUAACCUAUGAGUAUGGUUACAUGAUGUGUGCCAUAAUAAAACAUUAUAAACUUGCUUUGUUA